UUUUCAGUUUUAAACUCAAAAUGGUUUAGCUCAGCUUUUAGUGGCGUUUCAGCCAGCUUCGUUGACGGACGUGUGAAUGCAAUAAUCUCGGCGCCGAGCUGUGUGGUGUAGCAAACAAAAGCGCAAACUACGCGAAUAUCGAAUCACAGACGCGUUUUGUGGCAACCAGCAAGUGACGUACACGCUUGAGUAGUGCCCGCAAGUGCAGUGAGUGGAAAAGCGAACAAAAACGUAAAGGAGACCGAGCGACCGAGCGAGCGACCAACUUAAAGAGCGCGAACUAGCGAGCUGGUGAUUUGCCGCCGCCAAGCGAGUGUUGAGCGUGCCAGCGUUUUGCUUUUUUAGAGCAUUCACAGUGAGGCAAACAAGCGCGCCGGCGUAACAUCAACCAAAUCGAGUAGCUCAAACCUUUGAAUUGGAUUAGUUUUUAGAGUUUCGGUUGUGUCACCGCUUUGAAAGAUUAAAAUAAACGAAAGUGUUUGCAUAAAAAGCAGAUUACUUAAACUUAAACUUGUUGAUCCUUAGAUGCUUAGUUGUGGCGCGCAUUUGUCUAGCAACUGAACGGAAGCGCAACAGACGAAUUUUUGCGAUAUUGGAAAAACUUCGAAGUAGCAAAAAUACUUACUCACAUCGUUAGCUGCGUUUUUGCAAUUUUCGCUUUUCAUGCGAGCCGCGCAAUUAAACGUUGCCUCGCGACUGGUGUUGCAAGUUGCGUGCAAGUAGCAGUUUAUGCAACGCCUUUGUUGUUUUUGUUUUCCAUUUUGAUUUUGCUUUGGAUUUUGCAUCGUUUUAUUGCUGCAAUCGGCUUGGUUGGCUUUUCGCUAUUUCCGCUGUACUUGAAAAGAGUUUUCAAUUAAAAAAUUCCCAAUGCGAAAAGCAUAGAAAAGAUAAUAAUAAACUAAAAGAAGAAAUAAAAUUGUUAAACAAGCAGAAAUAAGAAACGAAAAAGCGGAAUAGAUGUGAAAAUUUUAGUCUGCCUUCAAUAAACAAAUAAAGGAAGAACAAAUAAAAGCGGAAAAUAUUUAGAGAAAAGGCAUCAAGUGAAAAUAAAGGCUAAAAACUAAAACAAUGUGGAUGUAUUGUUGGAUUUUAACAGUGUGUGCGGUUUCCCUUACUACUGUUGUGGAAGGUUCGUGGGGUUCGCCGGGCGAUGGUCAAUAUCAUAUACAAACGGAUGAAGGACCGGAGCGGUACUUUCGCUUCCAAACGGACAAUGGACAAUUUCGUAAGGAACGUCGUCUCCAAGACGGUACAGUUGUAGGCACCGAAGCUUGGAUAGACGCCGCUGGAUAUCUGCGUCAAAAGGACUACAUCGCUGAUAAAGAUGGUUACCGCAUAUUAAAAUCGAAAACCGUCUUUGUUGGCAAUGGCAGACACAUCGAGGAUGCCAUCAAAGCAACCAAAUCUGUGCCAGCCCAGUCCGGCGUUCUUCUUAAUGGUCGCUCUGGACUCCAUCCAUCGAAUAGCGUGACUCAUAUCGAAAAAUCGAAGCAGACCGGCUAUGUCUACUCCACCACCACUACAACGCCUUUGCCGCCUACAAUCGGUGCGCCCGUAGUGGUUCAUGAUCCAGCUUCAGAAGCUUACGAUGGCAAACUGAACUAUCUCUCUCCAGCCGAGGCUGCCAAUAUUGAGCCAUCUGGCAAGCUCGGUUUCGAUCACUAUCCUGAUGAGCUGCCUCGUCUUCUGCAUCGUGGACGCGUCCAUGCUCAGCAUAUUCAUCCGAGUGUAAACUCCUACGAAACUCCAUCUAGCAAUUCGAUAACAGAUUAUAAUCAAAUAACUAAUACCGCAGCAGCCGUGGCGGCGCCGUCUCUACCAUCGCUCGACAUGCAGCCGCCUUUACUCAACAAAGGUGCAACUCGCCAACGCUUGCGUCCGAUUGCCGUCUACGAUCCCAAACCGGCAGCUAUAUCGGGCGAUGAAGCAACCAGCAGCUACGGAUAUUCUUCACCCACACCAUUUGUACCAGCCACAGCUGGAAGUGGGUCCAACGCGAACGGCGGAUAUUAUUACCAACAAUCCGCAACGCAGCCUACACAUGCAGACGCAGCGGCUAAUGCCUUGGAGAUCAAUCAGCUCGAAGGUGGACUGCUGCCACCAUUACCACCGCCGCCGAGUCGCCGUCACCGGCCGGCAGCACUAAGCAGUGGCGCCAGCGAGCCCGCGGAGUACGAUGGAGUCAGUGCAACUGCCAAUGGUUUCCGUUAUUUCCUACCACGCCAAUAUCACGAGGAGGAACAAUUCGGGGACGACAAGCGAGCCGGUAGCUUUGGCUAUGUGGAUCCCUUCGGCAUUCGGCGAGUUGUUUACUACAAUGCAUCGCCCGGCCGUGGGUUUGUCCAUAGAAACAAUAAUCGAUACGUGGGUCUGGGAGCAACUCCCUACGAUGCAGCUGUCUAAGAUGAAGCGAAGUCGCAGCUAUGCGGAACUGCGAAGCUAAGCAACAGAACUCUCAAACUGCGAAAAUAUUUUUACAAAAAAACGCCGUCUUAAGUCUAACAUCAAACAACCCAGGAACCAAUUAACCCAAAGCAGCAAUCAACUAGCCAAAGACAAAGGAGAGACUUUGGAGUGAUGGCUUAGCAAAAUAAAAAUGUUUAUUUAGAAUUACGUUUAAUUACUACUGGCAAACAAAUUUGCCAAAGAAUUGCCAGAGGUGAAGAAAAGAAGUGAUGCGAGAUUUAAGAUGGAAUCGGCCGCCAAUUAUUGCCUGCGAAGGGGUGUGAAAGAUGUGCGCCUAAAUGCGAUGUAUUGUUUGUAUAUUGAGCACACACACACAUGUGUAAAUAUGUGUGUGCGAGUAUGUAUCUGUAACUGUAUUAGUGUGAUUUUAUUUAAAAUAUUAUUAUUUUUUAAACGAAAUGCAACAGCUGUGAGCUGACAAUGAAUAACUGGGGAGUAUACUGGGGUGUCGAACGAAUACGACGAUCGUAAUAAAUAAUUACUUAGUUAAUUAUGUAUGUAUGUAGCUAACGGUAUCACUUUCAUGUAUUAAUCUUGCCAUAUUAACAAAAAUCAAAGAUAAACACAAAGCAGCUAACAUAUUUAAAGGGGAAACAAAAAAAAAUAAAAAUAAAAACACAUAAAAAGCUAAUAAUUAAAUUUAUUAAUUAAAUAAAUAGUACUAGUUGAAAUAAUUUAUCUUAAAUUGUAGCUUUAAACUAAACGUUAAAAUUAAUUUACAAAACUUAUUUAUGUGUAUAUGUGUAUGUGUAUAUUAUAUUUAUGUUAAUGUAAAGCUAGAUGCGAUUAACCUGUGGACGCUAUCGAUUGACAAAUGAUUGCAAAUCGAGUGACAAUUUAUAGUCUUAUAAUUUUAUUACUAAAAACAAAGCGUGAUUAAAUAUAUUUUCUCCACACACACUUCCUGGCCAAUAGAUGUUUAUUGUAAUUUAGUCAAUUUUCCUUCGGCUUCUAAUAACUCUAAUAUUCGACUAACUCACUAGUGGAAACAUUUAAUUAAACAACACAUUUAUUACAUAUAUGUAUCUUAUUUGUAUGUGUACGUAUUGGAAUAUAAAUAAUGGACAUCCGUUGCCAGGAAACCUCCGUUAUGAGCAGAAAAUGUCAAAUCUUGAAUGUUGUAAUAAAUAUUGCGAAAUUAAAACACA
Messenger RNA from Rhagoletis pomonella (apple maggot), 3614 nucleotides. RefSeq lists its product as uncharacterized. The record is from RefSeq and is a predicted model, not a curated record. Lineage: Eukaryota; Metazoa; Arthropoda; Insecta; Diptera; Tephritidae. Gene Ontology annotation, molecular function: structural constituent of chitin-based larval cuticle. Gene Ontology annotation, cellular component: chitin-based extracellular matrix.